UAUCUGCGUGAAAAAAAAUAGCGUGAACCGGCGACGGAGUUUAUUUUGAACAGAUAUUUUCCCGCUCAGAAUUCGCCGCGUCGUAGUUGUCACGGGUCGAUCUGGCAUUUGUGUCGCUAGUGAUUAAAUACCAGCAAUUAGAUCUCUAGCUCGUGGGUCAGAUAUUGUGGACGGUAAGUAUAUCGCAAAGUACCUUGUACACAGUCGGUAAUGUGUACCAACUGAAAACCAGCGCCCGACUGAAUCAAAUUUACCGACUUGAUAUUUUCUACGUUAUCGUGUGGGUAGUUUUCGUAUUCCCGGCCAAUUGAGAAUCGAGGUCAGAAAAAAAUGAGCAUCUCAAGAUUCAUAAAAAUUCGAAGGUACAUCAAGUACGAAUGCGACUUUCCGGUUCAGUGUGGUAUCUUCUGUCGCAUUUUUCCGAUCUCAUUAGUGCUGAGAAUGCGGAGGAAUUGACUCAUGAAAAUCGAGAUCUGGAACCAGAUGCAGUUGCGGACAGUGAGAGGCUUUUGUCAAGCCUGGGCGACGGAACUUCGUCAGCUUCGUUAAGUCAGGGACAACGAUCCAUUUUCACCCGGACCAUCUCCAUGGCCAAGGCUAAUCUCCCGGUGACAAGGUGGAAGUCGCAGCGGGGUUUCAAAAACGAAACAACCAACAAGAACAGAGGCAAGAAGAAUAAAAUACCGGUAGCGAUGCAGCCUCCCGAACGCCUUGACCUUGUGAAGUUGCCGCCAGAUAGACUGAAUACGGAGUGCGUUAUUGUCCCCCAACAAGGUGAAAAAUCUCAGGGGAAGAAGAAGGGUAAAUAAUAAAGUGGACGGCAUUAAACAGCUGUUUUACUGCAAAUUAAGGAAAAAAAUAACUCUCGAAUAUCGGGCAUUAUGCUGUACGAUGACGGAGACGUGGUUUAUUGUUAAAAUACCGGUUUACACCUGCAUAGAAGAGAUAUUUUUCUAGCGAAGGCGGCAUGAUCGAUUAAAUUUAUCUCUGUACCGACCUUGUUUACGAUCUUGGCAUGUGGAAUUUACAGUGAACGAGAAACGUCUGACAUCGCCUUGAAGUAUUCCCAGCAUGGAAAAACAACAAGGCGACAAAAUUGAUCGUCGAACAAGUUUGUUUUUUUCUGAUUCAAUAUAAGUAUUAUGUCUGAGAACAAAACUUAGUAUUUGGGAGUUUCCAAAUUUUUAUGUACAAACGAAUAAACCAUCCCCAAUAUUAAAA
Molecule: messenger RNA, 1221 nt
Organism: Neodiprion virginianus
Lineage: Eukaryota; Metazoa; Arthropoda; Insecta; Hymenoptera; Diprionidae
Exons: 5
Coding region: 378-809 (143 amino acids)
Source: RefSeq, a predicted model, not a curated record